Messenger RNA from Acanthisitta chloris (rifleman), 1467 nucleotides. RefSeq names its product golgi phosphoprotein 3 (coat-protein) (gene GOLPH3). Gene Ontology annotation, biological process: Golgi organization; retrograde vesicle-mediated transport, Golgi to endoplasmic reticulum; Golgi vesicle budding. Gene Ontology annotation, cellular component: trans-Golgi network; cytosol; Golgi cisterna. Gene Ontology annotation, molecular function: phosphatidylinositol-4-phosphate binding. The record is from RefSeq and is a predicted model, not a curated record. The transcript is spliced from 3 exons. NCBI's taxonomy places the organism in Eukaryota, Metazoa, Chordata, Aves, Passeriformes, Acanthisittidae. Bases 91 to 660 code for a protein of 189 amino acids.
AGGGUUACACAUCGUUCUGGAAUGAUUGCAUCUCCUCAGGAUUGCGUGGCUGCAUGUUAAUCGAGUUGGCAUUGCGGGGGUUUUUUCGGAAUGAGGCGCAAGAGUCUGUUAACAAGAAAGGUGAUUUGCAAGUCAGAUGCUCCUACUGGGGAUGUUUUGCUUGAUGAAGCUCUGAAACACAUAAAAGAGACCCAACCUCCUGAAACAGUACAAAAUUGGAUUGAACUGCUUAGUGGUGAAACAUGGAACCCACUGAAGUUGCACUACCAACUACGAAAUGUCCGUGAACGAUUAGCUAAAAAUCUAGUGGAAAAAGGUGUAUUGACAACAGAGAAACAGAACUUCCUCCUUUUUGACAUGACCACGCACCCUCUCACCAACAACAACAUCAAACAGCGCCUCAUCAAGAAGGUUCAGGAAGCAGUUCUUGACAAGUGGGUGAACGACCCUCACCGCAUGGACAAGCGCUUGCUGGCACUCGUGUACUUAGCCCACGCGUCGGAUGUUCUGGAGAACGCUUUUGCCCCCCUCCUGGAUGAGCAGUAUGAUUUAGCCACAAAGAGAGUGCGGCAGCUUCUGGAUUUAGACCCUGAGGUUGAAUGUAUGAAAACCAACACGAAUGAGGUUCUGUGGGCUGUUGUGGCAGCUUUCACAAAAUAACUGCAUUCAGACUGAAGUGUUCUCUCUCUUCUUUUCAUGUAAACCAGUUGUUUCUCUCCUAUUGAGUAUUCAUGUUUUUCUGUAAUUUGUACCUUCUCACAUGCUGAAUUGGCUCUCGUUUAAUGGGAAUUAUAAGUGGUGUAGUCCCCACUUCUCUGUUAAUCUGUAUACAGGAUUCUGCUGGUACAAGAGACUUUGCUGUUUAAAAACAACAGAAAAAGGUUUAACUGCCAUAUUGGCAUUCCAUUUCCUAUUCAGUUUGAGUUACCCUAAGUACUUUGUUUAGUCUAUUUUUCAGCUCAUUGUUCUUGAAAUGGUUUAAGUCACCAAAGCUCCAUGUUGAAGUGUCUGUCAGGACAUUUUAUACACAGAUGUUUUCAAUUAUAUCUAACAAAAUUACUUCAAAAGCAGAAAUGCCAUUAGGCAGCUUUGUCAAUAGUUCCUGUAAAAUGCCCCAUAGAUUUUACUUUUCAUGCAAGUCUCUUGUGUACUUAUAUUUUCAUUAGAGUGAUAGCUGAGUCAUAAGGCUAGCAUAGAAAGGUCCAAUUGUUUCAUAAGCCAGUUUGGGGAUGGGAUACAUUCCAUUAUGUUGUAUAUAUAGUUCAAAUUGUAUAUUAACAACUGCCCCAUCUUAGUAUUUUGCAAGAUCUACUUGUACACCUGGUGCCCCUUAACUUGCUGUCAGCCAUUGCCAUUCAGUGGAAGGAAAGGCCUCCUGCCAAGGUCAUGUAUGUGAAAGCUGUUUGUUUCCAGAGUCUCUAGAGUUUGCCAUCCAGGUAUUCUCAGUCUAUGCAUUGCCUUUGAAAA